AGAAACAGAAUACGCUAAGUUGAUAGAUACCAUGCAGUAGUAGUUCGAUACGCUUAGUUGUGCGUGAGCGUGUAGAAUACAUUUUCUUCAAUGAAUUAGAAUAAAUAUGCACUGGCUAAUACGUCCGUGUAUUCUUGCUAUUUUGCUGGUGCACAGCAUAGAAGCAAAUAGCGAUGAGGUGCCAUUAACCAAGCUCGGCGCGAAGACGGGGCCGACUUUAAGAUUCUUUUAUUGUUACUCAUGUGGCUACAAAAAAGCCUUUGAGCAGUAUGUGACUCUUCUUAAGCAGAAAUAUCCAGAGCUUCAUAUCGAAGGAGAGAACUUUAAUCCAUCAGGUUAUAAUAUGUUUAUAGCAAAAGGAUUGGGACUAUUCAAAAUAUUAGUUAUUAUCGCAAUUGUAAGUGGAGCUGAUUUUCGUUUACUCCAAUCGUCAGUGUGGCAGUGGUGUAUAAACAAUCGUUUUUAUUCAUGUGUACUAAUUUUCCUGACGUGCAAUGCCAUAGAAGGUCAACUAAUUUCGUCAGGUGCAUUUGAAAUACACUUUAAUGAUGUUCCUGUUUGGUCAAAACUUGAAACCGGCAGGAUACCACAACCACUUGAAUUAUUUCAAAUAAUUGAUUUCCAUUUGGAUAUGCAAUUUUCAGAGAUGGACGUAGGAAAGAUUAAGUUUCAAUAAGCAAAACAAUUCCAUUAUAUAUAUAUUCAAAAAUUAAUAAAUUUAAUUAUGUACUAUGCCAGGAAGUUUGCUAACGAUGUGUAAUGUGAUGAAAAUGUGUACAAUAUACUUGCUAAGUAAAGUC
Molecule: messenger RNA, 800 nt
Organism: Linepithema humile (Argentine ant)
Lineage: Eukaryota; Metazoa; Arthropoda; Insecta; Hymenoptera; Formicidae
Gene: SelT
Product: selenoprotein T
Biological process (GO): cell redox homeostasis
Cellular component (GO): endoplasmic reticulum membrane
Molecular function (GO): thioredoxin-disulfide reductase (NADPH) activity
Source: RefSeq, a predicted model, not a curated record